Messenger RNA from Cimex lectularius (bed bug), 3163 nucleotides. Its product is annotated as gonadotropin-releasing hormone receptor. Gene Ontology annotation, cellular component: membrane. The transcript is spliced from 6 exons. Gene Ontology annotation, biological process: G protein-coupled receptor signaling pathway. NCBI's taxonomy places the organism in Eukaryota, Metazoa, Arthropoda, Insecta, Hemiptera, Cimicidae. Gene Ontology annotation, molecular function: peptide binding; G protein-coupled receptor activity. The coding region runs from base 2040 to 3152 and encodes 370 amino acids. The record is from RefSeq and is a predicted model, not a curated record.
UUUGCCACGCUAGCUCUUGGGUUCGAAUUCCUAGCACAGCUUUUUAAUUGAGACUAGUAUGAAAGAAGUAUGUAAAGUGCUUAACUCCGCAACAGCGUAAAACUUUCCUGUAUGAUCUGCCCACGAAUGUCUACGACAAAAUACGUUUAAAGAAUCUUCUUUUAUUACCGUUUCAACAGUCAGUUAUCUUUACAGGCCUUUCAUGGCGUGAACUGAUACUGUCAAAUCAGAUGCAAAACACCUUAGGUGUUCUGGUAAGAUGCUGUGAGACAUAAGUUUAACCAUAAACCUUAAGGUUUUUUUAAGAAAACAUAUCUCAUACCUCUUCUUCAAAUAUUUCAAGUCUCAUACUUUUGUGGCGCCUUCUGCAAUUACCGCGGUACCCGCUAGGUGUCAUGUCAGUUUUGGUAUGGUCUCGCCCUCCAAUCUGCAGCCAAUCAGAGUAGAGCCAUUCCGUAUAUAAGCAGGGGCACUACCCCAUUGACUUGAGACGCGUCUCCCCGACGAGGUCUUAGUGUACACCACAUACUCGUGUUCUUGAUGAGAUCUCACUGUACCCCACAGACUCGUUUACUUGAUGAAAUCUCACCUUAUACCUUGAGACUCGUCUCCUCGGCGAGGUCUUAGUGUACACCACAUACUCGUCUACUUGAUGAGAACUCACUGCACACCACAGACUCGUCAACUUGAUGAGAUCUCACCUUAUACCUUGAGACUCGUCUCCUCGGCGAGGUCUUAGUGUACACCACAUACUCGUCUACUUGAGAUCUCACUGCACACCACAGAAUCGUCUAUUUGAUGAGAUCUCACCUUAUACCUUGAGACUCGUCUCCUCGGCGAGGUCUUAGUGUACACCACAUACUCGUCUACUUGAGAUCUCACUGCACACCACAGAAUCGUCUAUUUGAUGAGAUCUCACCUUAUACCUUGAGACUCGUCUCCUCGGCGAGGUCUUAGUGUACACCACAUACUCGUCUACUUGAUGAGAUCUCACCUUACAUCUUGAGACUCAUCUCCCGAACAGGAUUUCACUGCUCACCACAUACUCAAAUCAGAAACAGGCACUCAUUAAUUUUCUACUUACUUCAAUUAACUUAAUUUUCUCCGCUUUUUUCCAGCAUCCUCAAACAAUUAAUUAAACUAAUUAAAUCAUUAUGUGAUAAACUUAUAACACUAUAAUGCCAUAGGAUUUCUAAUUUUAAAUAAAUCAAUCUCUGUUAGAAAUGAAGGCGUUUUCCGUUUUGACAGCGUUAUUUCCUGAGUUCACGUUUCCUGCAUCCCCCAUUUUCAACAGUAAUUAAUAUUAAUUAAUUAGCUGUCCUGUUUCCUGCUGACUCCUUUGAUCCUUACAAUUAAACGUUCAUUUUUUAAAAGCUAUUAUCGCAAAAGGUGACUACCGAUUUAGUGACUGAACCCCUCUGAUAAUUCCCAAUUAGCACUCCCAUCAUUUCCAUUUUUGCGAUCGAUACUGUAAUUUUUGACUCCUCAUUGACAACACCUCAAAAGGAAGUUGGACUAAAACCAAUUUCAUCGUACAACUUCCACGUCCAGAGUCUUAAAUUACAUAUAAUUUUUUUAAAUUGUAUUUAACAAUUAAUUGUGAAGUAUUUUAUACUGGGUAAAUUGACAAAAAAAAAGAAUAAAAAUUGUACAAGCAUAAUUCUUUAGACAAAGUAACAAGCAGUUGAAAUUAACAAUAAUGUAUAGACUGUUUAUACAUAUAAUUAACCUGGCUGAAAACUAAUCUUCUUCAUGCACCAUUCUUUUAAUCAUAUUUAAUACUUAAUUGAGGAUUUAUAGUAAUUUUUUUGUAUAAAACUUAUAAUGUAGUGUAUAAUUUGUUAUAUAGAAAUUAGAGGCAUCAUCUGGCAACUUGUCAAAUUAAAUAAGUUUUAGUAUGCACAUUAAUAAAAAUGAUCGUAAAUAAGGUUCUUUGGGAGCGUUUUACAAUUUAAAAUGGAUCACCAGCAAAAUAAAUAAUUUAGCAAAUGAUGAGUUAACUAUUUAUAUAUGCAAGGAAAAGGGAUAAGAAACUAUUGAUGAUGGAGGCAAACAAUAUAAGCUUAUUUGAACCAUUUGAAAAAACAAGGGACGGAUUUUUGUUAGUGCCACUGGAACUGUGCCAUUUGUGGAAUUCCUCCAAGCCGUUCAAAUGCCUGGAGCAUUCUCCCAAAACAAAUUCAUCGGCGAAAAUCCGCACCACUGUUCUCGGCAUCAUGGCCAUGAUCAGUCUGAUCGGAAACAUUCUGACGAUCUUGAGCAUAAGGAAUUCUAGGACUUGCAGGAACAGAAAGAUAAAUCAAUCUUGGUCCUCAGUUUACGCACUGAUUCUACAUCUCAGCGUUUCUGACCUUUUGGUGACCGUUUUCUGCAUUGCAGGCGAAGCAAUGUGGUCCUUUACAGUCGAAUGGAAGGCUGGCAACAUUUUGUGCAAACUUUUCAAAUUUUCAGAAAUGUUCUCGCUCUAUCUUUCUACAUUCAUACUUGUCCUGAUAGGUCUUGACAGGUUCGUUGCGGUCCGGUACCCUAUUAAAGCAUUCAGCACUACAAAACGUUGUUCAAAAUUUGUAAUAGGUGCUUGGAUUCUUAGUUGUCUGUUGAGCCUACCUCAGUUGAUUAUAUUUCAUGUUGGGAUUGGCCCUUUCUACGAAGACUUUUAUCAGUGUGUUACUUAUGGAUUCUAUACAGAGCCAUGGCAGGAACAACUGUAUACAACAUUUAGUUUUCUUUGUAUGUUUAUGGUACCUCUUCUUAUUUUGGCUGCUUCAUACACAUCUACUAUCAUCACUAUUUCAAAAAGUGACAAAUUCUUCAGCUUUGAGGGCCCAAGGAGAGUUAUAGAUUUGGAUUUCAACCGAAGACGCCUUAUACACAAAGCGAAGGUCAAAGCAUUCAGAAUAUCAUUGGUUAUUGUCGUGACAUUCGUCGUGUGGUGGACACCUUAUUACAUUAUGAUGAUCAUCUUUGUUUUUCUCAACCCUGAUAAAUAUCUGUCGGAGGAAUUACAAAAAGGAAUAUUUUUCUUUGGCAUGUCAAAUAGCUUGGUUAAUCCUUUGAUCUACGGAGCGUUUCACCUUUGGAAACCUUCAAAAAAUAAAAAGACAAGAUAUGCUUCAUUCAAAAUAUUCGACUACUCUUGCUUGCAGGAGUGAUUUUUUUUCGA